Messenger RNA from Fusarium keratoplasticum, 330 nucleotides. RefSeq names its product Peptidase-M10 domain-containing protein. The record is from RefSeq and is a predicted model, not a curated record. The transcript is spliced from 2 exons. Bases 1 to 330 code for a protein of 109 amino acids. NCBI's taxonomy places the organism in Eukaryota, Fungi, Ascomycota, Sordariomycetes, Hypocreales, Nectriaceae.
AUGGAGCUCGCCAUCGUGGCCGAGGUGUGGAACAAAGUUGAAGUCGGCGUCACCUUUGAGUGGGUGCACCUAGCUACAGAUGCCACCUUUCUCCUCUCCCGUGCUGGCAAAGGCGGCCGUACCCCGGCUAUGUCCUUCUUCCCCAACUCGGCCGACCUGAACUCCACGCCCCCGAUCUCUGAUAUCAAGGCGGAGGGGCAGGGUGCAGUGCCGCUGGGCGUUCGAGACCCCAAGUCAGUCAUGACCUACGCUCCUGAGCCGCCCGAGAUGCAGCAGUCCAACCUUAACUCUACCAAGAUGUUCUAUGUGUUGAGGCCUAACGAGAACUGA